CAGGAUAAUAAGCAACAAGUAAAAUAAAUUAUGUUUAACAGUAAUUGUGAUCAUUGUUAGAAUACUUUCACUAUUUAAAUCAUUUAGACCAACGUGGUUUCAACAUUAACUAUAACUGCUCAUUGACUUGAGACCAAUCUCGGUAGGAAAAUGAUAUUGCUUUGUAAAUGUCAACAAACUUAAUUGAAUCGUUUACUUUGAGAUUUUGAUUCAUUUUGUUUCAAUUUUUGAUUUUAAUCAUCAAAAUGAAAAUACAUGCAGUUCAUGCAGUUGUGAGUAGAUUGCCUCAUAAAGGAUUAGAAUGCCAUUCUCAGUGAGAAGUAAAAGGUUCAGGUGAAAAUAAAAUUUUGCGGCUUGUGAGGAUGAACUUACAAUCGCUACUCAAAAAGCAUUCUUAAGUUCAUUCAAUCAAAUAUCUCAGCACCAUGAAACACGAUCAACUUGAAACAAGAAUCAGUGUUUAGAAUCAUCAACUAGUUUAAACAAUUAGUCCGGUCCUGUGAUUCCCCUUAAGCUUUCGAAUCACGAUUUAUUUUAAAAUUGCUGACACUAGAUGGCUCUAAGGUUGCACCAUUCUGUAAAUUUUCAUUGCUGCGCCUUUUAAGCUGCCCAUGAACAUCACCAUUGAAAUGUUUUGAAAAUAUUGUUUAUCUUUUUUUAAUGUUCAACAAAUUUUUUAUUCAAUUUACUAUGUGAUUAACUAUCAUUUGUAUGAAUUUUUAAAUGUGCUUAUAAACUUUGUUUUGUUAAAAUCAAAACUACUCUCUUUAAGGACUUUAAAUCAGAUCUUUUAAAAUUCACAACUCUAUCCUCGAUUUCAAUGGCAGUCAAGGCAUGUAAACAAUCGUCUUUUCUUCAUAUUAUUUACAACAAAGAAAAAACUGACACUUUACUGAAACUUGCAUAUAAACAUCUUGGAUUGGAGGAGAAUGAGGCCCACGUUUUUCUUUCUAGUCUUUUCCUAACUUCAACGAAAACACAUAGCGCGAAUUUCAGCACCAGCUUGGACAAAAAGCUAAAACUUUUGACACCGCAUUUCACUUCAUCUCAAAUAGUCAACAACCCAAAACUUCUGACUAGUUAUAGACUGGAAACAUUAUCUCAAACUAUCAAAGAUUUACAAUCAUUUGGAGUUACCAAAAUUGGACCCGAGCAUUUGUGUAAUCCUAAAUUAUUAUGGCAACUAAGUGAACGAGACUGGAAAGAUUAUAAAUUAAUCGAUGAAAGUGUUGAUUGUGCUGCAUCGUACAUUGCAUCUAUAAGUGACACCUCGGGUCCAACUAAACAGGCUAUUUACGAUCGCUUACGUCGAGAAGUGCCAGAGUACAAAUCAUUACCUCUUAAAAAAUUGAAGCCGUUAAUCACUGCAUACACGAUCUAUCUCAAACAAUAGAUGUCAAAUUAAGGCAAUAGUCAAGCUAACUAGUUUGUUUCCUAUUAAUGCCAACAAACUAUCAUUGGUAUUAAAAUAACAAAUUACGUUUGUUUAUUAAACAGAGAUAAACGAAAAAAUCUUGUACCUACUGUGGCUAAAUUUUCAAACGUUUAGAUAAACAAAUAAAUAUUAAUUGUAAAUAACUUGAA
Messenger RNA from Tetranychus urticae (two-spotted spider mite), 1584 nucleotides. RefSeq lists its product as uncharacterized. Lineage: Eukaryota; Metazoa; Arthropoda; Arachnida; Trombidiformes; Tetranychidae. The record is from RefSeq and is a predicted model, not a curated record.